Dreissena polymorpha is the source of this 2247-nucleotide messenger RNA. Its product is annotated as NADPH oxidase 5-like. Gene Ontology annotation, cellular component: NADPH oxidase complex; plasma membrane. Gene Ontology annotation, biological process: defense response; superoxide anion generation. The record is from RefSeq and is a predicted model, not a curated record. The coding region runs from base 1 to 2091 and encodes 696 amino acids. NCBI's taxonomy places the organism in Eukaryota, Metazoa, Mollusca, Bivalvia, Myida, Dreissenidae. Gene Ontology annotation, molecular function: superoxide-generating NAD(P)H oxidase activity; calcium ion binding. The transcript is spliced from 15 exons.
AUGGCGCGGCAGAGGCCGACGCGAAGCGGAAGCAUAGACCGGGACGAAUUACUGAACGCCCUAAAGGCGUGCAUGGAAGAAAGCUCGCUAUCACUCUCAGCUGAAAACUUAGAAGAUCUUACGGACGCACUAUUUGACGCCGCGGACGAAGAUAAGUCCGGUACGAUCACGUUCGAGGAGCUCCGAAACGAGAUUGAGAAACAUCCGGGCGUUAUAGAGAACCUUACAUUCAGUGUCGCACAAUGGCUACGACCACCUGACAAGAAGAACGAUGGUAAAAGUCGCUUUCGGUACUUCACAAUUGACUACUGCAAGAACAACCUCCGUAAAGUGAUCUACUUUUUGGUGUAUUGGAUUCUCAACGCGGUCCUCUUCGCCGUGGCGAUGUACCAGUAUCGGGAAUAUACCGUCUGGCUUAUGUUUGCGAGAGGUGGUGGCUUAUGCCUGAACUUCAAUUGUGCCUGGGUACUCGUACUGAUGCUGCGCAAGUGUAUCACCUUUCUGCGCAUGACAAAACUAUGUCACGUGCUUCCGUUCGACCAGCAUAUUUUGUUUCAUAGGAUGACGGGCUUCGCAAUAGCGUUCUUUGCAGUGGAACACACGUUUGCACAUAUUGGCAAUGCUGUGGCCAUCACGGUUGAUAACGCUGCUAAUGAAACCCAAGCUUGGGAGGUGCUGUUCACCACAGUUCUCGGCCAUGGGUUGGUCGAGGGCUCUGCCUAUAUUACUGGAUGGAUCCUGAUGAUCAUCUUGAUAGUCAUCGUCAUAUGUUCUCUUCCGUUCGUAAGACGCAGCGGUCAUUUUGAGGUAUUUUACUGGACGCACAUGCUGUACGUCCCCUUCUGGAUCUUACUAAUUAUACACUGCGAUAUAUUCUGGAUGUUCAUUGUUGGACCCGGGGUAAUCUUUCUUUUGGAGAAAGUUUCAAGAUCAAAACUGAUAAAAAUGGUGCGUUAUGGAGAUACAUACAUCGAAGGUGUGAACUUACUGCCCUCCGGGGUCACUCAUCUUGUUAUCUCACGACCAACCAACUUCCGGUAUCGACCAGGUGACUAUGUCUUCAUACAAAUACCGGAAAUAGCAAAGUUCGAGUGGCACCCUUUCACCAUCAGCUCGGCACCUGAAAUGGAAGGUCACAUAUGGUUGCACGUUCGAUCAGCAGGACAUUGGACACGGAAGCUGUAUGAAUACUUCGACAAGUACGACGUAAUACCGCACAAAACGCAGAUCAAAACACCGUCAAACGCAGGCGUAAUACUUAUUUAUAUUUGUUUUCGCCAUUUUUUACUUAAAUUGUUUCCGAAACAAUUUAACAAAAUUAAUUAUCUGAAAUUAUUUGUUGCAGGAGGAACAUCGAAAAAGUUUGUAAAAAUUGAACAGGCAUAUUCUCGCCAAAAUGAGGUGAGAAAAUCGAGAGUGUCCCGAAAGUCAAGCAACACACCGUCCAAAGAAACGCAUAAAGACGUCAAUAUCAAGUGUUUUAUUGACGGCCCGUACGGUACGGGAACAAGAGAAGUAUUUGACACAGAACACGCCGUGUUGAUUGGUGCAGGUAUUGGUGUCACACCUAUGGCCUCGAUUCUGCAAAGUGUCUGGUACAGAUUCAGCGAAAAAAGACAGACGUGUCCGAACUGCGACCACGUGUGGUACCCGAUAGACGAGGAGGAGAUGGACAUGAACUUGAAAAAGUUGGACUUUGUAUGGAUAAACAGAGAUCAGAAAAGCUUCGAGUGGUUCCUCACACUGCUGAACAAGCUAGAGAUGGAGCAGAGCGAUCAUUGCGGGCCCCUGGAAAAGUGCAUCCAGAUGCACAUGUACAUGACCGCAGCACAGAAGAAAACCGACAUGAAAGGCAUCGGAUUACAGAUUGCGUUGGAUCUAAUGUACGAGAAAAACAAGAGAGAUCUGAUCACGGGUCUUCGAACGAAAACAGAGCCAGGUCGGCCUAACUGGAAUAAAAUAUUCAAAGCCAUCAAGAACGAAAACAAAGGUAAGGUCAAAGUUUUCUUCUGUGGAGCGCCAGCACUUGGGAAAACAGUCAAAGAAGCCGCCGCGAAAUUUGGUUUUGCAUUCUCUAAGGAAAAUUUCUAAAACUUGAUAAUCAAAUUACUUCAUGUGUUCAUGUUUAAUCAAAUUUUGCGCUCAAACACUGUGUGAUUUUUAGACUGCAAGUUUUAUUUUCAACUGCAUGACGUUUAUAUCAUUAAAUACGUGACAAUCACUUUGAAAUGUGAACAACACCAACAU